UAUUACCUGUAGUGAAUUGAAUGAUCUGUGGUCAUAAAUAAAAAUAAGAAUUCGUGUUUAAAAUAAUUAUAAGAAAGAGCAGUAAAUAAAGAUUGUCGUAAACAAAACACGAGUAGACAAAUUUAUUGAUUAUCGUAACAAAUACUUAAUCGAUUUAGUUAUUCACGGAUAUGACUUCUCUAGUUUUACUUAAAUCAAUUUUAUUGGCGAGUGUUUUGCAAAAAAACAAAAAGAAAAAAAAAAUUAAAUCAAAGAAAUUGUUUUCUACAAACAAAAUAGAUUUAAAGAUAUGUCGUGUAUGCAAUGAAGAAAAAGGAGAAAUACCGAUAUUUAAUGAUUGUAUACAGCCUAACAUACCAGAAGAAAUAAAACAUUUUUCAGGAGUUUCAAUAUUUAAAACCGAUAAUUUACCAAAGCAAAUAUGUCAAAACUGUUUGGAUUUACUAAAUGGCUGUAUAAUGUUUCGAGAAAUGUGCCAAAAGACGAACCAGCUUAUGAAAAGAAUUUCCUCGGUCCCAGAAAUUGCACCUUGUAUCAGAAAGGAGGAGGAUGUGAAGAAAGAUUUUACAAUUGACCAAAAUGGAAGUGAUGAAUCAUUGAACAUACCUUCACCGACAUGUUCAGAAGACAAUUCAGAAAUAUGGAACUGUACUUCUUGUAAAACAGAAUAUUACAAUCUGGAAUCAUACAACAAACAUUUAGUUGAAUGUAAAACACAGAUCAACGAUUUGAAACCUGAACUAGAUCGGAAAAGAACAAAAGAGACAUUCCUCUGUGAUAUUUGUGGAAAAGUUGCCCGUUCCAAUGCAAAUCUUCUCAUUCAUAUGGCCAUACAUGAGAAUAUAUUUCCUUUCAAAUGCGAUCAAUGUCCUUACCAAGGGAGGACAAUGGAUCUGCUCAGAGUACACAGACGAACACACAUGGCUGAUAAGCCAUUCAAAUGUGCACACUGCCCUAAAUCUACGACCACGUCCAGUAACCUAAUGAAGCACAUACGACAUGUUCACAGCAAAACUAGGCCUUAUAAGUGCACAUAUUGCGAUAAAGCAUUCUCUUACCAACAUGAUAUGAAGAGACACAUAAAAGACAUUCAUCUAAGACAGGGUACCGUUGAAUGCGAUAUAUGUUUCAAAAAAUUUAAUACAAAAAAAAUAUUACAAGGACAUCGUUUUAAGAUUCACAAAAUAAAAGGCGAAAGACACGGACGUUUGCCUUCUUAUUUGCAAUGUCAACAACCCAACGAAAAUAAACAAAAUGAAUGCGAGUCUGUUGUCUAUUAAUAGAAAUUAUGUGCAAUAUUUUGUAAUUAAACCAUAGUCGCACAUUUGUAUUACAUAUAAAUGCUGUUUUGCAAUAUUUUAGAAAAAUUUUAUGAAAUUAUACUCAAAUAGAUAUACGUUAUUUAUAACAAAACAACAAAAGACUUAUUAUUAUUUAUGUGAUAUUUAUUUUUUUUAUUGAAUAAUUUAAGAGUUAACAUUAUCUUAGCAGAAGGCAAUUAUGCGGAGUCACUGGACUUAUAUCUCCGAUGAUUUAUUAAAACUUUAAUAUUAUUUUUAUUUCUCGAUUUCUAAUAAAACAUUGAAAGAAGU
Molecule: messenger RNA, 1592 nt
Organism: Danaus plexippus (monarch butterfly)
Lineage: Eukaryota; Metazoa; Arthropoda; Insecta; Lepidoptera; Nymphalidae
Product: zinc finger protein 41 homolog
Exons: 8
Coding region: 171-1280 (369 amino acids)
Cellular component (GO): nucleus
Molecular function (GO): zinc ion binding
Source: RefSeq, a predicted model, not a curated record